ACCCCAUGAUCUUAUGGUAAAAAGCCACAAAACAAACUUCACUAUCAGACACGGGCUCAUCUCUGCUCGAGCUCUGACAAAGUGGGAGAACUGUUAGAGACAACAAAAAAUAAAAAUCUGAGCAAAGUGCAAAAACAGCUGCGCAGCUUUGCGGCUGUUUUACGAGCCCGGUGUGUGUCAACAUGUCUCUGCGCUACCACAACAAGGUGGUGAUAGUCACUGGAGGAUCCAAAGGCAUUGGCAGAGGGAUUGUCAAAGUGUUUGUGGAGAAUGGAGCCAAAGUGGUGUUCUGUGCAAGAGGAGGUGCUGCAGGCGAGGCUCUGGAAGCAGAGCUGAACAAAGCAGGACCGGGCUCAUGCAAAUUCGUCACAUGUGAUAUGUCCAAAGAGGACGACAUCAAGAGACUGAUCGCCGUCACGGUGGAGCAUUACGGGCACGUUGACUGCCUGGUGAACAACGCAGGGUGGCACCCGCCUCACAAACCCACCGACGACACGACAGCCGAGGAGUUCAGGGAUCUGCUCAACCUGAACCUCGUCAGCUACUUCUUGGCCUCUAAAUAUGCGUUGCCGUACAUUCGACAGCGUCAGGGAAACAUCAUUAAUGUUUCCAGUCUGGUGGCAACCAUCGGCCAGAAAGAUGCUGCGCCGUAUGUGGCCACCAAGGGGGGGAUCAUCUCCAUGACUAAGGCGAUGGCUGUGGAUGAGAGUCGCUACAAUGUUCGAGUCAACUGCAUCUCUCCUGGUAACGUGAUGACACCUCUGUGGGAAGAGUUGGCAGGACAGACUCCAGACGCUGCAGCCGCCAUAAAACUGGGAGAAAAUUGUCAGCUGCUGGGUCGUAUGGGGACGGAGGCCGAGUCUGGACUGGCCGCCUUGUAUCUCGCUGCUGAUGCUACUUUCUGCACCGGGAUUGACCUGCUGCUCAGCGGGGGAGCUGAACUCAACUAUGGCUUCAAGAGUCAGAUCCCAUCCUGACCUGUGUCCUGCUGUCCUGACGCUUGUGGAGCAAAACAGAUAAAUUAAAAUGUCCUGCUGAUUACAUACUCACAUGUUUAUUCACACUUUACAUAAAAUAAACUUUUGAUUCACUUCAUUGAGCCAGA
Molecule: messenger RNA, 1105 nt
Organism: Larimichthys crocea (large yellow croaker)
Lineage: Eukaryota; Metazoa; Chordata; Actinopteri; Sciaenidae
Gene: hsd17b14
Product: hydroxysteroid (17-beta) dehydrogenase 14
Exons: 9
Coding region: 183-977 (264 amino acids)
Biological process (GO): steroid catabolic process
Cellular component (GO): cytosol
Molecular function (GO): estradiol 17-beta-dehydrogenase [NAD(P)+] activity
Source: RefSeq, a predicted model, not a curated record